This is a messenger RNA of Kwoniella shivajii, 1398 nucleotides long. RefSeq lists its product as uncharacterized. Gene Ontology annotation, cellular component: fungal-type vacuole membrane. The record is from RefSeq and is a predicted model, not a curated record. Gene Ontology annotation, molecular function: nucleobase transmembrane transporter activity; nicotinamide riboside transmembrane transporter activity. The transcript is spliced from 5 exons. The coding region runs from base 1 to 1398 and encodes 465 amino acids. Gene Ontology annotation, biological process: nucleoside transmembrane transport. NCBI's taxonomy places the organism in Eukaryota, Fungi, Basidiomycota, Tremellomycetes, Tremellales, Cryptococcaceae.
AUGUUCAGAUCACUGAGAUUGUUUUUGACUGGUCCCAGCGAUGAGACAAGACCUAAUGCAGGGGAGUACGAACCUCUUUCGGUAGGGGAUGACGCUUCUUCUCAUCGAGAUUCAAUGAAAGAUCUUCGGCAUGAACCGAAAGUCUACUUUGCUUUUUGGGUGUUGGGUGCAGGGGUAUUGUUGAGCUGGAAUGCGCUACUAUGUACAAUCCCACUUUUGAUAUCUUUCUUCCCUCCCGAUUCGACGGUUAGAUCAAGUCUGGCUAGUUAUAUAUCUUCUUCAUACUGUUUUGGAAAUCUGUUCUUCCUCGGAUUGGCCCAGAGAAAUGUUGGAAAAUCCUCACCUUCAAAACGAAUACAUUGGUCACUCAUACUACUUCUCAUCACAUCUUUGAUCUUAUCGUUCCCGUUGUUACCUAUGGUUUUGCCUAACUUGUCACCUUCAACCCUUUUCCCAGUACUUAUGGGUACAACAACCAUACUUUCAAUCUCAACUGCGUAUCUACAAUCUGGUGUAUUCGCUUUAGCUUCAUUAUGGGGAUCAAAAGAGAUUUUAGGUGUCAUGUCAGGUCAAGGUGGAAUUGCAGUAUUAGUAUCUCUAGUCCAACUGGUCUUAGCUAUGAUCUCAUCUUCACAUCAACAAACAACUCUACCUGGAGAUGGCGAUGAACAAGUGACAAAAGCGUCUACUUUAGCUGGCGUGGGAUUAUGGGCUUUAGGUUCAAUAGGUUCUCUAGCUUGUUUAGUAGCUCACCGAUACUUACUUUCACAUUCGGAGUAUACAUCAAUAUCAACUUCAACGAAUACGAAUGGAAAUGCAGAUUAUGAUGGAGAAGAAAAGAAAGGGCUGACUUAUAAGGUAUUCAAGAAGAAUAUGUUAUUGAUGAUUGCUGUUGCUUGGGUAUUCAUUGUCACUCUGUCUAUCUUCCCACCUGUCACAACAACAAUACUGUCAACCCAUCAACCCACGCCCAGAUUAUUGCAACCAGACAUAUUCAUACCUCUCCAUUUCUUGAUAUUCAACGUGGGCGAUUAUAUCGGUCGAACAUAUCUUCCUUCGAUUCACUUCAUGUUCACAACCUCACCACCUCGUAUACUCCUCUUAUCACUUUCUCGAACACUCUUCAUACCGCUCCUCUUCCUAUGCAAUACGACACCUCGAUCAUCACCUCCGAUAUUCAAUUCCGAUUUGAUAUACCUCCUUGUCAUCCUCACGUUGGGCAUGUCAAACGGUUAUAUUGGUUCAUUGUGUAUGAUCGUAGCGUCAUCUCCUGAAUUCAACAAGAGGAUAGAAGAAGACGAAAGGGAUGUAGCUGGAACUUUGGCUAGUUUCUGUUUAGUAGCUGGUUUAGCAAUUGGUAGUGCAGCAAGUUUCGGUGUAUCCGCAUGGAUAGAAUGA